Molecule: messenger RNA, 902 nt
Organism: Aspergillus homomorphus CBS 101889
Lineage: Eukaryota; Fungi; Ascomycota; Eurotiomycetes; Eurotiales; Aspergillaceae
Exons: 3
Coding region: 178-657 (159 amino acids)
Source: RefSeq, a predicted model, not a curated record
UGCCGAUAAGAAACGCGCCCCGCCGAUUUUCCCGCAUUACUCGAUCUUAUCGCUUCAUCGCCUCCGCUCUUCCCCUCCAUGUCUUGAGAUCUUCCCUAUCUUCGACUUCCUCUUUUCUGCAUUCGACAGGGUCAUUCUGUUGACUAUACUGCAAGAUAUGAACCCCCGUCUGUCACCAUGUAUACAAGCUGUCAAACCCACCCACCCAGCAGCAAUCGGGCCCACCCACCUCUCCCUCUCCUUCUCCAUCGCAACCGUUCGGAGGUCUCCGACGUUCGCACCCUUCCGAGGGGCAACAAUUUCCAACUGUUCUCUUCUCCAGAGAGGGGAAGCACAUUCACGAGAACUCUCCAACCUCCCUCGGAACAAUUCUCGUUAUGUGUGUGGCCAGGACUUGCGGUUAUUCCAAACAAACAGCCUCUUCCUCGAUCCUCACCGCAAAGCGCUGUCGCCCGGCCCCCUCCCCCCUCGUCCGCCAUCUUCUCGGAUAAACCCCCUCCCUCGAUGCAAGAGGUGGUGGGAGAUGUGAACGCAUGUGUCGCAUCGGUUAUCGACCUAAGACCCGAGGAAGCUAAACUCUGGUGUGGAGGGCUUCUAACCCAAGAUGGUAUGUCGCGUGUCCAAUGUAGGACACUGGAGAUGGAGGACGACCGUUGAAGGAGUUUGAGUGACUCUCCCUAAUGAAGCAAAAGAAGAUGGGAAGAUGGGAACAAAAAAAGAGAAAGUGAACGUGACGGGGCUUGGACCCUACCACCAUUUCUUUUUUGGGUAUAUCUCUUUUUCUUAACCUGAUAAAUAAGCCUGAUCGAUCUCAGUGGAGGUACUGUACUUGAUCUACAAGUGGCGGAGGGAGGGUGGCUUUGCUUCUGGUUACAGUUGCAGUGCAAUGCUGUGUUCUGCCG